Messenger RNA from Labrus bergylta (ballan wrasse), 1860 nucleotides. The record is from RefSeq and is a predicted model, not a curated record. Lineage: Eukaryota; Metazoa; Chordata; Actinopteri; Labriformes; Labridae.
GUGGAGGAGGCUGACCAGAUCUACCUGCUGAUGAAAGAGGAGUAUCGGAUAUCUAGGAAUGUGCGUCUUGCAUGGUUCCUUGGUAAACUAAACCAAGUCAUCUGGCCAGCCUCAAAGCCGGAACUACUGAACUCAGAGAACGAAUUGGACUUGCUCAGCAUCUUACCCAAAGGAUGGCAGUCGGAGUUCUCCCCCUCGAUGUACCCCUACAUGUUGAUGCCAUCCUCUCGGGCCACCUUCCUGGCCCGGAGGUACCGCUUCAUCAUCGAGCUGGACCUCAGCCCCUCGACAGGGAUUGUGGAUGACAGCACAGGAGAGAUGAUAUUCGAUGAGGUGUUUCAUGCCUUGUCCCGAUGUUUGACUGGUCUCAGUCAGCCGUUUAAAGUCCCGGGAACGGAGGAAGUUUUCAAGCCCAAGAUCUUCAUCACCAUCUUGGUGUAUUCAUCAAUUAUCGGACUUACAUCCCAUCAGGUUUUAGUUCAGGGCUGUCAGCUUGAUAGGACGGACCUUGAUGAGUUCCUGCAUCAAAUCUAUCAGCAGCUCAGAGCAGUGGAGAGCAACAUCGCACAAGUCCUUCAUCAGCAGCACGAACAGCCUCUGGAGCAAGUCCAAAAUUCAGGUGUCCAUGGCAACAACCUCGAUGAGCAGUCGCACAGAAAGCAGAGCAUCUCCAUCGUGUCAGCUGAUAUGGGUCUCGUCAGCAUGGUACGCCAAGGCAUCCUGGCCCUUCAGCUGCUGCCUCCAAACUCCAGUGCUGGUAUCAUUAUAAUCACAGAUGGAGUGACUAGUGUUCCCGAUGUAGCCGUGUGUGAAACCCUGCUCAACCAGCUCAGGAGUGGAACUAUCGCAUGCUCCUUUGUGCAGGUUGGCGGUGCGUACUCCUAUGACUGCAGCUUUGGCUACAUCCCCAACGUGGAGCUGAUGAAGUUCAUCUCAUUGGCCACCUUCGGUUCCUUCCUGCCUACCUGUCCUGAUGUCGACUUGAACAGCCAGGAGAUGAAUGCGUAUCACAAGGCCUUCCUGACCUAUUCCUUCCUUAAAACUCCUGAGUCCAUGAACUCCGAGUACUUCUGCGUUUCACAGCACAAACUGUUCAAUGAGCAUCUGUUGUCGGCCAGUGGUAACCCCGCCCUGGUCAUGAGGAGGAAGAAACACACAGAGAAGGAAGUCCAUGCCAACUUAAUCAGCGUGGUGUCUGUGCGACUGAGAGAGGGCUACACCAUCCGAGAGGUCAGCCUCACAAAAGGUGGGACUCAGCUGGAGGUGAAGCUGGUGUUGUUAUGGAAACACAACAUGCAUAUCGAGUAUCUGGCAGCUGCCUCUUGGCCUUUGGACCCCGCCAAGAGAACCACCAGGGUGGAGGUGACUAUGGAGGGAAGCUACGACAUCCUGCAUGAUAUCAGCUGCACCCAGAGGAAGCCCAUCACCAGCCCGUACCGCACUUCUGUCAUCCGGCGCUUUUGGAACACACUGCAGAGCAUCAAUCAGACCGAUCAGAUGUUGGUGCACCUCCAGUCCUUUAAUUCAGUUCCUGAGAACUACAUGAUUCCUGAGAGCACCAAAAAUGGAGUACCUCUGUUUUACAUCCCUCCUGGCUCUACUACUCCGGUCUUGUCAUUGCAGCAUGGUGGAUCCAAAGACUCCUCCCAGUCCCAGUUUGCUUCCUACUGGAAGCCCAUCCUCUCCAUGGACGCAAACUUCUGGCCGGUCCCCAAACACCUGCACACAGCUGGCAGCAACGGUCGUUACAGCACCAUACAGUGCCGUAUCUCCCACUCUGCCCUGACGUCUCUUCUGAGGGACUGGAGCAGCUUUGUGCUGGUGGAGGUCUACUCGUAUGUUAAACUCAUAUACAGGUGA